Molecule: messenger RNA, 885 nt
Organism: Erigeron canadensis
Lineage: Eukaryota; Viridiplantae; Streptophyta; Magnoliopsida; Asterales; Asteraceae
Product: NAD(P)H dehydrogenase (quinone) FQR1
Exons: 4
Coding region: 121-735 (204 amino acids)
Molecular function (GO): NAD(P)H dehydrogenase (quinone) activity; FMN binding
Source: RefSeq, a predicted model, not a curated record
CACACACACAACAAUUGUUAGUGCUCAUCGUUGCCCAGUCAUAUUUCAUUCAAUCAAAAGUCAAACUCUCUCCUCUUUGACCAUCCUCCUCUCAAAAUCAAAUCCAAUUCCAUUCAUUUCAUGGCUCCUACUAAAGUAUAUAUCGUGUACUACUCUAUGUAUGGACAUGUAGAGAAGCUAGCUGAAGAGAUAAAAAAAGGAGCUGCAUCCGUUGAAGGAGUUGAAGCCAAAUUAUGGCAGGUCCCAGAAACAUUGCACGAAGAGGUUCUUGGAAAAAUGAGUGCACCUCCUAAGAGCGACACACCAAUAAUUACACCAAAUGACCUUCCUGAAGCUGAUGGAUUUGUUUUCGGGUUUCCCACAAGAUUCGGUAUGAUGUCUGCUCAGUUCAAAGCCUUUUUUGAUUCCACUGGUGGUCUUUGGAGAACCCAGUCACUCGCUGGCAAGCCUGCUGGCAUCUUCUACAGCACUGGAUCUCAAGGUGGCGGUCAAGAAACUACCGCUUUGACCGCAAUCACUCAACUGGUUCACCAUGGGAUGAUCUUUGUGCCAAUUGGAUACACAUUUGGAGCUGGCAUGUUUGAAAUGGAGAAAGUGAAAGGUGGAAGUCCUUAUGGCGCAGGAACCUAUGCUGGCGAUGGAUCUAGACAGCCGUCUGAGCUUGAGCUGGCACAGGCAUUCCACCAGGGCAAGUACAUUGCCACCAUUGCCAAGAAACUCAAGGGAGCCGAGUAAUUUACCCUCUAAAGAUACAAAAACCAUACCGUAUGUCAAGAAGGUUUACAUUGUUUUCUAUAAUUAUAUAACUCUAUUUCUAUGUGAUUGCAAAAAAAGGUGGUUGGUUGUUCUUUUAAAUACAAAUUUGUAUGCAUUUUGGUUGUUAAA